AUGGCUACUACGUCUCAAUUUAAGCAACUUGAGAAAUUAGGUAACGGAACCUAUGCGACGGUAUAUAAGGGUCUCAACAAGACUACGGGUCUAUAUGUUGCUCUGAAAGAAGUGAAGUUGGACUCAGAAGAGGGGACGCCUUCGACUGCAAUUCGUGAAAUUUCGUUAAUGAAGGAGCUGAAGCAUGAAAAUAUCGUAAGGUUAUAUGAUGUGAUACAUACGGAGAACAAGCUAACGCUAGUAUUUGAGUUUAUGGAUAAUGACCUGAAGAAGUUUAUGGAUUCUAGAGUUGAUAGAGAGAUGCCCCGAGGCUUAGAACUCUCACUGGUGAAGUAUUUCCAGUGGCAGCUACUGCAAGGGGUAGCCUUUUGUCAUGAAAACCGCAUUUUGCAUCGUGAUUUGAAGCCUCAAAAUUUGUUAAUUAAUAACAAAGGGCAGCUAAAAUUAGGUGACUUUGGGCUGGCAAGAGCAUUUGGGAUUCCCGUAAAUACUUUUAGUAGCGAGGUCGUGACGCUCUGGUACCGGGCUCCAGAUGUUUUAAUGGGCUCCAGGUCCUACUGUACCUCUAUCGAUAUAUGGUCCUGCGGCUGCAUACUUGCAGAGAUGAUAAUGGGCAAGGCCUUGUUUCCAGGCACUAACGAUGAUGAACAACUAAAGCUGAUUUUCGAAACCCUGGGAACCCCAACAGAGCAGAUGUGGCCAGGUGCAAGUCAAUUACCAGAUUACAACCCACAAAUUCCUCUCUACCCACCCAAGGACUUGAAGCAGUUACUUCAGCCAACCACCAACGAAAAGAUCAGCGAUAUUUUGAUCAGUUUGUUGCAUGGUUUACUGCAAUUGAACCCUGAUAUGAGGCUAAGCGCCCAGCAAGCAUUGAAUCAUCAUUGGUUUGAGGAGUAUCGUUGA
Eremothecium cymbalariae DBVPG#7215 is the source of this 906-nucleotide messenger RNA. RefSeq names its product cyclin-dependent serine/threonine-protein kinase PHO85 (gene PHO85). The coding region runs from base 1 to 906 and encodes 301 amino acids. Gene Ontology annotation, biological process: protein phosphorylation. Gene Ontology annotation, cellular component: nucleus; cytoplasm. The record is from RefSeq and is a predicted model, not a curated record. Gene Ontology annotation, molecular function: cyclin-dependent protein serine/threonine kinase activity; ATP binding. Lineage: Eukaryota; Fungi; Ascomycota; Saccharomycetes; Saccharomycetales; Saccharomycetaceae. The transcript has 2 exons.